Ceraceosorus guamensis is the source of this 3772-nucleotide messenger RNA. RefSeq lists its product as hypothetical. Gene Ontology annotation, molecular function: serine-type endopeptidase activity; ATP hydrolysis activity; ATP-dependent peptidase activity. Gene Ontology annotation, cellular component: peroxisomal matrix. Lineage: Eukaryota; Fungi; Basidiomycota; Exobasidiomycetes; Ceraceosorales; Ceraceosoraceae. Gene Ontology annotation, biological process: protein processing; protein catabolic process; protein targeting to peroxisome. The record is from RefSeq and is a predicted model, not a curated record. The coding region runs from base 235 to 3567 and encodes 1110 amino acids. The transcript is spliced from 3 exons.
GCAGCAUUCACAUUCGUAGGUAUCACCGUUUGAUCACCAAAUCACCAUCAUUACGCUCAUCAAGUUCAUGCUCGAAUAGACAGCAAGCUACACAAGGCAUUCCCCCAGCACUCCUCUGCAACGCUUCACCUCUCCUUUGGGCAAGGUUGCCACCAUCCUUAUCAGCGCGUUGAUAGCAGCCUCGUUGGACGAUUCUUACGCCACCCAGUCCAUCAUCAUCACGUUCUCUUCAGCAUGCCGUCAGAGACUAUCGUGAUCCCGGAGAGGCUUCCAGUGCUGCCGCUCCCAUAUCCACUCGUGCUGCACCCCUCCCUCUUGCUCUCUAUUCCACUCUCUUACGCGCACUCGUUGAGCCUGCUCAAGGCUGCUCUGCAAGUUGGCUCCGAUGAGGCGAGCGAUGCGUCGUCAAGCAGCAAGGAUGGCGAAGCAACACGACCCAUCGUCGUGGCUUGCGUUCCCACCAUGCGUGUUCCAGCAGGAGCUUCGAGCAAUCCAGCCAAGCCCUCCACUACGAGGUCGGUGAUGCCCAAAGACGAGGCCAAUGAUCCGCGAGUCCGCAUCAACGAUCUGUACGACUGGGGAGUCGCUGCUAAGCUCGUCAGGCUCACUCGCCACCCGGCCAGUCAGACUUGCACCCUCGUCGUCACUGGUGUAACCCGAGUCCGCAUUGACAGGUGGCUCAGCGUACGUGCCCCGCUCACCAGCACCAAGCUCGAUCGCAACAUCACGGUUCCCGAUGUUCCUGUCCCGUUGGCGGCCAUUACUGGCUUUGCUGAUGGAGGCCCCUUCCCUCCCUUGACUGGCGCGACCGAGAACGACAUGGACGCGGUCAGGGCUUUGCGUGCGGCAGCAGACGAGCUUCUCGAGAGUCUUUCUGCUCUUGGUGCGGCGCCUUCGGUCAAGAAUCAAGGGCAGGACAAUGCUUCGCCACCUGCCCUACCACUUCUUCCUUCUGGCCUUCUCAGGCGCGUGCGGGCCUUCGUCAAAGAGUCUCGAGAAGGUCAAGCUGGCAUGCUAGCUGAUGUGCUGGUUGGCACUCUUGGAGGCGCUUGCGAGUGGUCGCAGCGAGUCAAUGUUUUGGGCGAAUGGGAACCGCGUUACAGGGUCAAGGCAGCUGCUAGCGCCCUAUCAGCAGGUGCGGCGAGGGUGAGACUGGCGCGAGAGCUGCUGGCUUCCCUUGCCGCGCCUCUCAGUAGCAACACCAAGGAAUCGCUCGUGCGAACUCAACUCGAGUCUUUGCUCGCACAGCUUGCUGCGCUCAACCCCAACACUACGGCUCGCAUCAGCACUGGCACGAAUAGCUUCAGCAUUGGUCCUGCAAACAGGAGCGACACUGGCAGUAGCGGCAAAGACAACAACGGUAGCAGUAGCAACCCUAAUAACAGCAAUGCCAUCAUCACUAUUCGAGCUCCUUCAAGACCCAACGACGGCAUGCCUCGCAGUGCGCCUGGUGCUCGAAGCGUCGGUGGAGGAGGCAGCGGCGGCGGCUCUGGCGCUGGCGACCAAGAGGAGGAAGAUGAGGUUGCGGACCUUACCCGCAAGCUCGAUGCAGCCAUGCUCACACCUGAAGCGCGUAAAAUGUGCGAUCGAGAGCUAAAGCGCCUCGCGCGCAUUCCGCAGCAAAGCGUCGAAAGAGGCGUCGUCAUCACUUACCUCGAAACAAUGGCGGAGCUUCCGUGGGACAAGACUUCAGCGGACCUGAGCCCGCAGCCCUCUGGACCAAAGGAUGCCGCAGCGCCUUCUGCGAUCACCGAAGUAGCAGACGUCGACGUGGGACGAAGCCCCAUCAACGCACCAAUCGAGGACGAGGGCAUCGUCGAGAGGGCUCGUCGCAUCUUGGACGAAGACCAUUACGGCCUCGAGAAGAUCAAGAAGCGUCUUGUGGAGUAUUUGGCUGUACUCGAGCUCAAGACCUCGCAAGCUCAGGAGCGGAUUGCUCGCGAGGAAAAAUUGGAGCGCGAGGAGCGCAUCGCGAGCCGACGUGCCGAGAAGGCAGCCGCUGCCAAGAAACAAUCUGCUGCUAUCAAUCAGGAGCUCGAAGAAGAAGGGGAUUUCCAACACUUGGAGGAAGCUGCCGAAGAGGAGAAGAAGAGUAAGCAAGCUGUCGACGAAGCGCGAAGGAAGCGUCGUCGGGCUCAUGUUGCGGACAAGGGACCUAUCCUGCUCCUCGUCGGACCUCCAGGCACCGGAAAGACCUCGAUCGCCAAAUCCCUGGCGACCGCACUGAAGCGUCCCUUCACGCGCGUGUCGCUUGGCGGUGUGCGUGACGAAGCUGAGAUUCGAGGACACCGUAGGACCUACGUCGGCGCAAUGCCCGGAACGAUCGCUUCGAGUCUACGCAAGGUCGGCGUGAGCGAUCCGGUGCUCUUACUGGACGAGAUCGACAAGUUGGGCAGUGGCAACGGUCUGCACGGUGAUCCAAUGGCUGCUAUGCUCGAGACCCUUGACCCCGAACAAAAUCAUGCGUUCAACGAUCACUACGUCAAUUGCCCCAUCGACCUCAGCCGCGUGCUCUUCAUCGCCACUGCGAACACGUUGGACACGAUUUCCCCCCCGCUGUUGGACCGAACGGAGGUCAUCAAUGUUUCUGGCUACACUCACGACGAGAAGGUCGCCAUCGCACGCAACUACCUCCUUCCAAAGCAGACGAAAGCCCAAGGUCUAGUGCCAGAGGAUCUCGUGGUGGGAGACGACGUGCUACUCAAGGUCGCCAUGUCUUACACCCGCGAAGCCGGUGUGCGCAGUCUCGAACGAGAAAUCGGCGCGAUCGCUCGUUCCAAGGCCGUCGAGUAUGCCGAGGCGCGCAAGGGUGUCAAGGGCGAGGACGGCAAACCCAAAUCGUACGAUCCAGUCGUUCGCGUCGAGGACCUGGAACGUAUCCUCGGUGUCGAGACUUACGAGCCUGAGGUGGCCGAGCUGGAGUCCAGACCUGGUGUGGCUACUGGUCUCGCUUACCAGGGCUCGGGAAGCGGUGGCAUCUUACACAUCGAAUCGGUCCUGCUGCCACCAGACAACGGAGCCCUCAAAUUGACUGGUAGUCUCGGUGACGUGAUCAGAGAAUCCGCUGAGUUGGCACUGUCCUGGGUCAAAGCUCACUCUUACCAGCUUGGCAUCACUCCGUCUCGCGAUGCAGAAUUUCCUAGGAAUGGCGUUCACAUUCAUUUCCCGUCACUGUCGACACCGAAAGAUGGACCAUCUGCCUCGGUUGCACUGGUCCUCGCGCUCGUCACUCUUUUCACGCGCGUCUCAUUGGACCCCAAGCUGGCCGUGACGGGCGAGAUGGAUCUGCGCGGUCGCGUCACACCUGUAGGCGGGAUCAAGGAGAAGCUGAUCGGAGCGCACAGAGCCGGCAUCAAGCGCGUCAUUCUCCCAGCAAGGAAUAAAAAGGAUGUGGUAGCGGACUUGCCGCAGAACGUCAAAGACGAUCUCCGCAUUCACUACGUUUCCAAUGUCUGGAACGCGCUGGAAAUCGCACUCGGAGAGAGCCUCUUUGCUCACGCCAAUGGAGAUGGCGUGGCUGAAGGCAAACGCAUGAUGGGCCUGGAGGACAUCACCAGUCGUCUUUGAAAGGUUCACUCAGGCAAUCAGCUCUUUUCACCCCAGCUCCCAUCCUUUAUCCAAUUCAGUAACCUCUGUCUGCCUUUUUGAGUAUCUGCCUUGUCGGUCCUUCUGCUCCGAGUCUGCUUCAUCGCUCCAUGCCUCCUCACGAUACUCUGUUGUCUCAAAUGCCUUUGUUCUGUUUCGCAAUCAAUAUAUAGUUUCUUGCUGCUGG